Molecule: messenger RNA, 2027 nt
Organism: Tripterygium wilfordii
Lineage: Eukaryota; Viridiplantae; Streptophyta; Magnoliopsida; Celastrales; Celastraceae
Product: magnesium transporter MRS2-5
Exons: 8
Coding region: 495-1922 (475 amino acids)
Biological process (GO): transmembrane transport; magnesium ion transport
Cellular component (GO): membrane
Molecular function (GO): magnesium ion transmembrane transporter activity
Source: RefSeq, a predicted model, not a curated record
AAAACAAAAAUUAAAAAAAAUAAUAUAAAAAGAAAUCUAUGAUCCAGAGGAAGGCAAGUGACGAGCAGAGUUAAUUCGCGUCUUCAGUUGAGGCAUUUUUGGGUUCUGAUUAAGCAUCUCGCAGUCUCCUACUUCUCUCCGAAUCUUGUUUGCUCUGGUUCCUCAAAAAGUGUAUUUUCAGUUUUGGCAUGAUUUAUCGGAAUUUGUGGCUGUAUGUGUGGCGGUUGAACUGCAACUUGUUAGCUUGGCUACCAUUGAUAAUGAUGAUUGAAGCUAAGUUCUUCUGUUAGAACUCUGAGAAAAGGAAUGGUUGUUUAAAAGAUGCACAGCAAAUAUGGUACAAAUGGACAACAUCAAUACUUUUGAUGUUAUUCUGAAUACUUUUGUUUACCAGGCCACAGAGUGUCAUUCAAAGACCCUUUAAUGGGCACUGAUGCAGACAUUCCUGAUUGAGAUAUUCGAUCGGUACCCACUGUAGGAAAGCUUCAUAUCCAAUGAAAGAAUUGCGAGCUCCACUUCUUCCCUCGGAUAAUCUAGAGUCGACUUCGUCUCUUAACCCCAAAAGGCUUAACUUAGAUGGAAAUGGGAAACAAGGCUUCACUUCUUCUCUUGACCUCAGAAGGUUUAACUUAGAUGGAAAUGGGAAACAAGGCUUCGCUUCUUCUCUUGACCUCAGAAGGUUUAACUUAGAUGGAAAUGGGAAACAAGGCUUCACUUCUUCUCUUGACCUCAGAAGGUUUAACUUAGAUGGGUAUGGGAAUCGCGGGUCUGGUUUCCCUGGCCUGAAGAAGAGAGGGCACAGUAGUCGUUCUUGGAUAAAAAUUGAUCAUGAUGGCUACUCAAAGAUUUUGGAGCUUGAUAAGGUUUCAAUAAUGAAACAUUGUUCUUUGCCUGCAAGGGACCUCCGGCUCUUGGACCCUUUGUUCAUUUAUCCUUCUACAAUAUUAGGACGGGAGAAGGCAAUUGUGGUCAAUCUUGAACAGAUUAGGUGUAUAAUAACAGCUGAUGAGGUUGUCCUUAUGAAUUCCUUGGAUGGAUUUGUUGCUCAAUACGAAUCGGAAUUGUGCAAGCGCCUUCAGAUAAACAGAGAUCAACCUGAAGACUUGCCAUUUGAGUUUAAAGCUCUGGAAUUGGCUUUGGAACUAACUUGCAUGUCUCUUGAUGCUCAGGUCAAAGAUUUGGAAAUGGAGGUAUAUCCAGUAUUAGAUGAACUAGCAUCGUCUAUUAGCACCCUUAAUCUGGAACGUGUUCGAAAGCUCAAAGGCCACCUCCUUGCCUUGACUCAGCGAGUUCAGAAGGUCCGUGAUGAGAUAGAGCAUCUAAUGGAUGAUGAUGGUGACAUGGCUGAAAUGUAUCUUACAGAGAAGAAACAGAGAUUGGAGGCUUACCCACUAGAUGACCUUAAUAGUCCAACUUAUACUUCAGAUGGUCCUAGGGCAAUUUCAAAGUCUGCACCUAUUUCCCCAGUGGCGUCAGCUACUGGAGAUCGAAGAUUGCUGAGGGCAUUUAGCAGUAUUGUGAGUUCGAGCAAACAUGGAAGCCUAAUGAGUUCAUCUAGUGACGCUGAGAACAUUGACCAACUUGAAAUGCUGCUUGAGGCAUACUUUGUUGUUGUUGACCAUACCCUCAGCAAGUUGUUCUCACUUAAAGAAUAUAUCGAUGAUACGGAAGAUUUGAUCAAUAUUAAACUGGGGAAUGUUCAAAACCAAUUGAUUCAAUUCGAAUUGCUUCUCACUGCUGCAACUUUUGUGGCUACCAUCUUUACUGUUGUGGCUGGAGUAUUUGGAAUGAACUUUGAGGACUCGGUCUUUGAUAAUCCAUCAACAUUUUCAUGGGUUCUGGUUAUAACUGGCAUUGCAUGUGGAUUCUUGUACUUCUCCUUCUUGAUUUAUUUUAGGCACAAGAAAGUCUUUCCUUUAUAAAUGGUCGGAAAGGCAACUUCUUCAUUGAUGUUCGUCUUUUUAGAAACAUUUUCUGUAUUGAUAUUGAUGUUCCUCUUUUUAGAAACAUUUCUCUCUAUGUUGCUU